AGCAGCCCCCUCGCAGAUCCAGCCCCAGAUCCAGCCCAGGCCCAGGCCACAAACAACCAACAAAAGUCAUCCCAAAAUGCGCGCUUGGAGCCGGGCUGACGGCUGGACGGUCCGCGGCUCUGUGGCUCCUCCGGAUGGUUCAGAGGAGCUGCCUUUGUGAGUGCUCACGCUGCUGCCCCUGCUCUGCCCCUGCCCAGCACCUGUCGCUGCCCUGCCCAGCACCUGUCGCUGCCCUGCUCUGCCCGCUGCCCGCCGCUGUUGUUAUGGCAACAGCUCUCAGAGAAGCAAAGUGGUACACAGAGACUUUCCUAAAAACAUUGGCCCCCUCAGUCCCAGAGAGCGCGUUGGAGAGAAGAAUAUGAAUGUGCGGCGUACGGUGCCCCGCUCCUGGUGUUGAAGCAUGUAUAACCCACAGGGCCACCUGAGGGGCCCGCCUGAAGAGGGGCCCCCAGAGGAGCGCCAGCGCUUUCACUGUCAGGAGUGUGGCAAGCAGUACAACACGCAGCUGGGCUUUAGGAGACACCUGGUGGCGGCGCACAGCACUGCAGGGGCCCCUCUGUGUCCCCAGACCCCCCCCUCUCUGUUGGAACAACUGGGUGGCCACACAGACCGGCCCCCCCCUCCAGAGGGCGCCGCCGUGGUCCCUGUCAGAGAGAGGAAGUACUCGUGUGAGCGCUGCGACCGCCGCUUUUACACCCGUAAAGACGUGCGGCGCCACGCGGUGGUGCACACCGGCCGAAGGGACUUCCUGUGCCCGCGCUGUGCCCAGCGCUUUGGCCGCAGGGAUCACCUGACCCGCCACCUGAAGAAGAGCCACGCCCAGGAGCCCGCCCUCAUGACCCCGCCCCCCGCAGCUCCUGUUACUCCUGUGGCCACGCCCACCCCCGCCCAGUGCCCGGUCAAGGAGGAACCUUCGCCCAGAAACUGUGACAUGGGCCCCCUGUCCAAGGAGUCCCUGGACCCCUUCUGCAGGGACAUGUACAGCUCCUACCCCAUGCCCCCCCAUGGCCUCCCACAGGGGGCGCUGCCCUCAGGAAUGGGUCGUCACGUGACCCCUCAGGCCCCGCCCCUGCCCCAGCCGGGCGCGCUGCAGCAGCCGUACAGCAGCGUGGGCAGAUACCAGCACUCAUCUACCUCAUACCCGCGCUCUGACGUGGACAGCUUCCUGCUGGAGCUCCAGAGCGCCCCCCCGCCUCACCUCAACAGCGUGGGCCCCGGGUGCCCCUCGCCCCAGAGGGAGGGGCUGGCCGAGGGCACGGAGCUGUCCUGUACCACUAACCUGCUGGGCUUCCUGCCGUUCGGCCUGCCCCCCUACAGCGCCCACAUGGGCAUGGGAGGGUUGGUCAUGAACUACCCCCCCACCAGCUCCUCCUCCCCCUCGUCCUCCGCGGGGCUCACCUCGCAGGCCCCGGGGCCCUUCUUCCUGCAGCCCGCUCAAACCCAAGUGCCCCCAGCGGCCGGAAGCCACAACCACAACCAGCUACCUCAGGCCUACGGGGGCUCCGGCCCCUCCAGCGCCCUACCUCACUACUACCAGGCCUUUCAGUGAGGCCCCCGCACAGCUCCACACAACCAAACACCUCACAGUAUUACCUCAGCGUCUAGAGCAAUGCUUGAACAGAGACUUAGAGACUUACAGUGAAGGCACUUACAGCUCCUCGCCACGUUCCUGCCACGCCCCCUGUGACGCCGCGCGCUGCCCCGCGACGUCACUGUUGGUUCAGUUUGUCCCAGAGACUGAACGGGAUUCGACUAUUAAACUCCAUUUCCAGUUUAUUCUAGUGUGACUCAGAAUCGUAGAUGCACUUCUUCCCUUUGGCCUGUUGACCUGACCUUGAGAAGGUCAGGAGGUCAAACCCGGACUCUCCCGUCGACGUGAACGUGACUGUUUUGAGUGGCAGGCUGACGGGCAGCUGUGUGACUUGCUUCUUCAUAUGGACUUGGGACACAGUGGAUGUGUCAGCUGUGGAUCUGUAGUAUUUGAGCAGGCACUAGGGGGCAGCACACUCCACAGGAGUGUUGGCAGACCUCAGCGGUGCCUCAGAGGGUUUGAUGCCUUAUGCCCCUUGUGCCUCAGUCAGGUUUAAGCACUUAACACUUGUUCUCUCUUUGCCGUUACACUUUUUAUUAUUACUCUUUGAAUAUAGUUAUUUUUGCUAUUAGAUUGAAACUACAAGUGUAGGUUUGAAACAGAUUUUUCUAUAGCUGCAGUAAUGUGUAGUCAUGUUUUCUACCUCCAUGUCAUAUAUUUAAUCAGAUGAAUAGAUUUUGAACUAUGUUACAGUUGAGCAGUUUGACCAUUUUAGACGACGCUCAAGUGUGUGUGGACAUGUUUGUACCUUUGACUACCUCAGAAGAGACAGCUGCUGCGAUGCUCCGCUGUGGCCUGAGAGGGCGCUGUCUCACACAGUGGACACGAGCACAGCUCCUCCUAGAACACAGCUCAUAGUAUUUGUACUCUCAUUCAUGGUGUUGGAUUGGAAGUGAACAACUAAAAGCCUUGGCGUCCUUAGCUCUGAUACUAACAGUAGUUUCCUGUGUGUAGCUGUAGUCUAGCGUAGCAGCAGGAGGUGGGUUUGUAGCUCCACAGGUUUGUAUUACGAUGACUAGACUAGAACACAGAAAAGGGCAUUCAACAUCAUCUGUACUGAAAUAAAAACGCCUUUUGACAUCA
Messenger RNA from Boleophthalmus pectinirostris (great blue-spotted mudskipper), 2674 nucleotides. RefSeq names its product zinc finger protein PLAGL2-like. The record is from RefSeq and is a predicted model, not a curated record. Bases 401 to 1549 code for a protein of 382 amino acids. NCBI's taxonomy places the organism in Eukaryota, Metazoa, Chordata, Actinopteri, Gobiiformes, Gobiidae. The transcript is spliced from 2 exons.